Messenger RNA from Dovyalis caffra, 1191 nucleotides. NCBI's taxonomy places the organism in Eukaryota, Viridiplantae, Streptophyta, Magnoliopsida, Malpighiales, Salicaceae. The record is from the annotation of a GenBank genome assembly.
AUGGCUCUCAAGCUCAAUCCUUUUGUCUCUCAAUCUCAAAAGUUCCCUUCUUUUGCUCUUCCACCAAUGGCUAGCCUCAGAUCUCCUAAGGUUUGCAUGGCAUAUACCCUCAAUUCUCGCACCAAGGAGGUUGAGAGCGUCAAGAAGCCUUUUAUGCCCCCUCGAGAGGUGCAUGUACAAGUCACACAUUCCAUGCCACCUCAAAAGCUUGAGAUCUUCAAGUCUAUCGAGGAUUGGGCUGAGGAUAACAUUUUAGUUCAUCUGAAGCCAGUUGAGAAGUGUUGGCAACCACAGGAUUUUCUGCCAGAUCCUGCCUCUGAUGGAUUUGAUGAACAAGUCAGGGAACUCAGGGAGAGGGCAAAGGAGCUUCCAGAUGAUUACUUCGUUGUUUUGGUAGGAGACAUGAUCACAGAAGAAGCUCUUCCAACUUAUCAAACAAUGCUGAAUACCUUGGAUGGGGUUCGUGAUGAAACAGGUGCUAGCCCCACAUCAUGGGCAGUCUGGACAAGGGCAUGGACUGCUGAAGAGAAUAGGCAUGGUGACCUUCUUAACAAGUAUCUCUACCUCUCUGGACGCGUGGACAUGAGGCAAAUUGAGAAGACAAUUCAAUAUUUAAUUGGGUCAGGAAUGGAUCCCCGGACAGAAAACAGUCCCUACCUGGGGUUCAUCUACACCUCUUUCCAAGAAAGGGCAACCUUCAUCUCCCAUGGGAACACUGCUAGACAUGCCAAGGAGCGUGGAGACUUAAAGUUGGCUCAGAUAUGUGGUACAAUUGCUGCAGAUGAGAAGCGCCACGAGACUGCCUACACAAAGAUAGUUGAAAAGCUUUUUGAGAUUGAUCCUGAUGGAACAGUUUUGGCUUUUGCUGAUAUGAUGAGGAAGAAAAUUUCCAUGCCUGCACACUUGAUGUAUGAUGGUCGUGAUGAUAACCUUUUUGAGAACUUUUCGGCCGUUGCACAGCGUCUUGGAGUGUACACUGCCAAGGACUAUGCGGAUAUAUUGGAAUUCUUGGUCGGCAGGUGGAAAGUGGAGAAAUUAACUGGACUUUCUGCUGAGGGUAAAAAAGCUCAGGAUUAUGUCUGCGGAUUACCUCCCAGAAUUAGAAAGCUGGAAGAAAGAGCUCAAGGGAGGGCCAAGCAAGGACCCAUCGUUCCUUUCAGUUGGAUUUUCGAUAGACAAGUGCAGCUGUGA